UGUAUGCGUGUGUCGGUGUCGGACCGGCGCUCCGAGGGGCUCGCGCACGUUGCGUGCAUGCAUUUAUUUGCGAGUGCUGCGCGGAGUGUGCGUGUAGUUUGUGACAUUAGAGGUGACUGGAACUGUCACACGCGAAACUACACCCUGCUUCAAAAUGUCAAGACGAGCAUGGGUGACGCUGGCCACAAACGACUCCUACGGCCUGGGAGCACUGGUCUUGGCUCACUCCCUGCGCCGCGUUCGUUCCACGCAUUCCACUGUGGUCCUCAUCACACCAUCAGUUACUGAUGCCAUGAGAGACCGUCUCCGCGCAGUAUUCACGGAGGUGGUGACCGUGGACGUGUUGGACUCGCGCGACGCGGCCCACCUGGCGCUACUGCAGCGGCCCGAGCUGGGCAUCACCUUCACAAAGAUCCACUGCUGGGGGCUCACGCAGUACGAGAAGUGCGUCUUCCUGGACGCUGAUACCCUAGUGGUACAGAACUGCGAUGAAUUGUUCGAGCGGGAGGAGCUCUCGGCAGCCCCCGACGUCGGCUGGCCCGACUGCUUCAACUCUGGUGUGUUCGUCUACAGGCCUUCCACAGCAACCUUCGACGCGCUUAUCAAGUUCGCGCAGGAGCGCGGCAGUUUUGACGGUGGCGACCAAGGGCUGCUGAACUCUUUCUUCUCGGACUGGGCGCGCGGCGACAUCAACAAGCAUCUGCCUUUCCUCUACAACGUCACGUCAGCUGCUUUCUACUCCUACCUGCCCGCACUCAAACAUUACGGGCAAGACCUAAAGAUCAUCCACUUCAUCGGCGCGGCGAAGCCGUGGCUGCAGCCCUACAACUUCGAGACGCGCUCCGUGUCCGCGCCCGGCCACCUGCAGGGCCUGCUGCAGUUGUGGUGGGACCUCUUCGUGGGCCAGGUGCACCACCAGCUCGACACAUCCAUGCAUUCCAACCAGGACGUUAGUGUUUCAGAGGUUGAGGACGUUGAGGUAGAGGCCCCCCCGAUGCCCGCUCCGGACGCCCAACAUUACGAGCCCAGCUUGGACCAGCAGUCUGAAUUCCCGUGGCACCACCCGGACGCCCAACUCCAAGAUGAAGCGGUAGCGGACAAACCUGACCUCACAGACUUCUACGAUCCCUGGCAGAAUUACAAAGGAAACAUCCCACCCAAUCCAAACCCGGAAGUCUCGGAUGAUCACAAAUCAGUGAGAGACUACGCGUGGGAAUAUAAAGCACCGGCACACACCGACGCGUGGCAGCCGUCCGCCGGCCAACACGACACCCACUGGCACCACGAACCGCACCAUCACACGCACAACCACCACCAUAGAGAUCACUCCGGGGACCAUUCUCACACUCACACCCAUCACACCGACGAACACAACGGCUGGUACCAUCACCACGAGGCAGGUCAAUCAUUCACGAAUCACGAAACCCCGCACCAUCAUCAUAGUCAAAACCACCACAAUCACGGGCAAACUCACGCACAGUAUCCUCAUGAUCAUCACUACGAUCACACGAGCCAUCCUCACCAUGAUCAUAAGCAUUCUGAAAAGACACACGAAUCAUCUAACUCGAAGUGGAGUUUACUAGUAGUCGAUUUUGAUCACACGCUAGUAGACACUUCACAGGUUCACGUAGUACACCACGCUCACAUAGACUACGAUAACGAAAGAGAAAACGGGGAAGCCGGUGUGCCGGUAGCGAUUAAAGACAUGAACGGCGAUGCCUCCGAGACCGAAAGUUGUGAUCAUGAGGAUAUAAAACCGAGGCACCCGUACGAUAACUACUAUCUAAAACAUAUAUGCACUAUAGAUUCGUACGGACGAAAGAUCUGUUCCCACGAAAUACCCCCCACCCCGUCGCCGUCUUUAUCACCAGAGUAUAUGACCCCCGACGAUUCAGAAGAGGAGGACGAACCACUCGAAAACCAGGCAAAUCAAAGUGGAGUGGCGGCGAACCUGGCGCGGGUAGUGCCGGGCGCCGUCGCACGCGAGGCGCUGGACGAGCUGACGCGCCGCCAGGGCUGGGAGGCCGGAAACAUCGACUACAUGGGCGCAGACUCCUUCGCGAACAUCUGGGCCAAGAUCUCGCAGACCCUCAACCAGCCGAGGGCGUCCCCGCCUAAGGAACAGCCGAAGCAGCCCUCGCCUCCCAAGGAGGCGGCGAAACAGCCCUCGCCUCUCAAGGAGGCGCCGAAACAGCCGUCGCCUCCCAAGGAGGCCCCGAAACAGCCGUCGCCUCCCAAGGAGGCCCCGAAACAGCGGUCGCCUCCGAAAGAGCCCGCGCCUGAGCAACCGUCCCCGCCUAAAGAGACCCCCGCGGAAGUGAAGCCCGCGGAAGCGAAGCCCGCCGAAGCCCCGGUGGAGGCCAAGCUCGCCGAAGUCCCGGCCGCGGAGCCGGUCGCCGAGGCGGCAGGUAAACCAACUCCCCCCGUAUCCCCCGCGGCAGAAGCGCCCGUAGUGGCGACGGCGGCCGCCCCCGCACAAGCGGCAUCGGCGCCGGCCGCCGAGCCUCCCAAAGAGGAGAUUAAAGAAAAGACUGACAAACCCGAAGUUCCGCCUACACCGCCGGCGACGCCAAAGUCUACCCCGGAGCCAUCCACCCCCGUCGACGAAGCGCCACCUGCCGUCGAGGCACUGCUCGCUGCGGCCCCUGCUGCCCCCGGGGUACCCGCAGUCCCCGCAACCCCGGCGACCCCCGCGGCCCCCGUGUCGCCGGCCCCGGUGGCGAAGGCCCCCGCGAGCCCCGCGGCCCCUGCAACCCCGGCAGCCCCCGCGGUCCCCGCAGCCCCGGCAGCCCCCGCGACCCCUGCAACUCCGGCAGCUCCCGCGGUCCCCACAGCCCCCGCGGCCCCUGUAACCCCGGCAGCCCCCGCGUCGCCGGCCCCGGCGGCGGAGGCCCCCGCGAGCCCCGCGGCCCCGGCAGCGGCGACGCCAGAGAAGACCCUGGACGUGACGUCCGCGUCCAGUGACAGCCCGCCGCUCGCCAACACGCCGUCGAAGGACGACGCGCCCGUCGACCCCGCCGCCAAAUCGGAGGAGCGCGAGCGCAGAAAGAAGGUGGAGAAACUUCAGCUCAGCCCGCCGGCCGCCGCCGACACGCUCGCCACGCCCGACUCCGAGCUCGAGGACGCCGCGGCGCUCGCGCACGCUAUCAUCGCCUCGGAACUCGCUCCCUCGGACCCGCCCGCACCCACCGUCGCCCCCGCCGUGUCGCUCGCGCAGAUCGGCGUCAAGCCUAAGGGGAAGUCCACUGCUGCACAAAUAGAAUCUUCCGUGGCCCCGGCUACACCUAGUGCGCAGGCGCCCGCUAAGCCAAACGCGGCGGCACCAUCUACGCCGACUGCGGCGGCACCAGCUACGCCAAGUUCAGAGGCGCCCGCUAAGCCGAGCGCGGCGACACCAGCUACGCUAAGCACAAAAGCAUCCGCUAUCUCAGUCGCGGUGGCACCAUCUACGACAAGUUCCAAAGCGUCCGCUACCCCUAGAGCGGCGGCACCCGCUACGCCAGUGGCGGACGCGCCCGCCACCCCAAGCGCGGCGUCACCAUCUUUUACGAGAAGUUCGAAAGCGCCCGCUACCCCUAGCGCUGCGGCACCCGCUACGCCAGCGGCGGAAGCGUCCGCCACCCCAAGCGCGGCGGCACCCGCUACGCCCAGUACGCCAAGCUCGGAAGCGCCCGCUACGCCAACCUCAGAGCCUUCCACGCCUAGCGCAGAGACGCCCUCUACCCCGACCACGGCGGAGGCAACUAAAGAGGCUCCCAAAAAGAAGGUCGUAAAGAAAGUCGUCAAAAAGGAGGGCGAUGCCCCGGUGCCGCCGCCGCGCAAGAAGGAAAAGAAACCCAAAGAAUAGUGAGCGCUCGCCACUCGACAGUUCCUCUGUGCCAUAAUUUUAUUGUAACCUCUCUUUUCUACUUUAAUUGUUACUCUUAAGUUUAUUUAAUUUUCGAAUAUGCUUACAUGUGCCGCGUAACCCUAUAUUAUGUUAGAUAUUGUUGUGUUAACUAUUUGCAUCACACAAUCAUAUUUUGUACUUUCUAGUCUAUAUAGCCAGUCGAGUAUUGGUAGAUGCGAAAAUCGGAUAUUUAUUUUGUCUUAUAUGAUUUACACGAUGUUUAAAAAGCCUACUAUGUUAUUAAUAAUAUUUUGGUUAUUCUUUGGACUAAAUUGUUAAACCAAAGGAGUUUUAUAUGAGACGUAUUUAUUGAAACGAAACUAUUGUAAUUUUGUAUGAAAUUAAAGUCUAUUUUGUAUUAAA
Messenger RNA from Cydia strobilella, 4252 nucleotides. RefSeq names its product mucin-2-like. The record is from RefSeq and is a predicted model, not a curated record. Lineage: Eukaryota; Metazoa; Arthropoda; Insecta; Lepidoptera; Tortricidae. The coding region runs from base 155 to 3847 and encodes 1230 amino acids. The transcript is spliced from 10 exons. Gene Ontology annotation, cellular component: cytoplasm. Gene Ontology annotation, molecular function: glycosyltransferase activity.